Zygosaccharomyces rouxii is the source of this 1533-nucleotide messenger RNA. It is a transcript of the gene UTP15, whose product is annotated as snoRNA-binding rRNA-processing protein UTP15. The coding region runs from base 1 to 1533 and encodes 510 amino acids. Gene Ontology annotation, molecular function: protein binding. Gene Ontology annotation, cellular component: nucleolus. The record is from RefSeq and is a predicted model, not a curated record. NCBI's taxonomy places the organism in Eukaryota, Fungi, Ascomycota, Saccharomycetes, Saccharomycetales, Saccharomycetaceae. Gene Ontology annotation, biological process: positive regulation of transcription by RNA polymerase I; rRNA processing. The transcript has a single exon.
AUGUCUUCUACGAGACCUAGAAUUGUUACCGCAAAGGCGCCAGUCCUUCCGCAGCAAACUACACCCGAGCAGCGUUAUUGGCGCCAGUACUCAUCGGCACAACUGGUUAAAGAACAUAAUAGUGUUACACAUAUUGCCUUUAAUCCUGUACAUCCACACGAUUUUGCAGUAACUUCUUCUACACGUGUACAGCUUUUUUCCUCGAGGACAAGACAGGUGAUAAAGACUUUCUCCAGAUUCAAGGAUGUUGUCUAUUCCGCAUCUUUUAGAAAUGAUGGUAAGCUUUUAUGUGCUGGUGAUGCCACUGGUUUAGUUUCUGUUUAUGACAGUUAUAACCCUAGAGCUUUACUCGUAUCUAUCAAUGCUUCUACUCAUCCCACACAUGUCACAAAAUUUCAUUCCCAUGAUUCAAAAUCCUUAGUCACAGCGAGCGAUGAUAGAAUUACUAGAGUAUGGGAUAUUUCUCAAUCAUAUGAGCCACAGUUAGAGCUUAAAGGAGCCUCAGACUAUGUUCGUUCAGUAAAUUUCGUUCCAGCGGCUCCACAUUUGGUGAUGACAGGUUCUUACGAUGGUCAUGUUAGAUUAUAUGAUACAAGAGUUAAUGGAGCUGCUCCAGUGUAUUCGCUAGAUCAUGGGGUACCGGUAGAAGACAUUGUAGCUGUUUCCCCAACUCAAGUGGCUUCCUGUGGUGGAUCUAAUUUCAAAGUAUGGGACUUAACAAGUAAUAAAAAAUUGUAUGAGCGCGGUAAUUUCAAUAAGACUGUGACUUGUUUAGAUUAUGUGGAAAGUUCAGACUCUGCUGCGCAAUCCACUUUACUUGCAUCUUCGCUGGAUGGUCACGUCAAAGUAUUUGAUCCUUUGGACAAUUAUCGUGUAAAAUUCGGUUGGAAGUUUUCAGGUGCUGUGCUAAGUUGUGCCCUUUCACCUGGUGAUGCUCAAGGCACUAAGCAUUUGGUUGCAGGUAUGUCAUCUGGUUUAUUAGCUAUUAGAACAAAGGGUAAGAACAAGCAGGCAGAUUCUUUACCUUCUACAGCACCUAGGGCUACAAAGAGUAACAACUACCAAAGAAUGAUGCGUGGUUCAGAAUAUCAAGGUGAUCAAGAAUAUAUUAUCCACAAUGAUAAAUUAAGGCAAACGCAACGUAUACGGGCUUUCGAGAAAAAUAUCAACCAAUUCAAAUGGGCAGAAGCUCUUGACAGUGCAUUUAUUCCAGGUAUGGCUAAAGAAUUAACUUUAACGGUACUACAAGAAUUACGUAAGCGUGGUAAAAUCCGGGUGGCAUUGUAUGGUAGAGAUGAAGCUUCUUUGGAACCUCUACUGAAUUGGUGUUUAAAAGGUAUUGAAGAUGUCCGAUCUGCACCUGUGGUGGCAGAUUGGAUUGCCGUUGUGUUAGAAAUGUACGGUAGCGCAUUAGAAAAUUCUAUUGUCUUGAGGGAAUUGGUGUUGAGUCUAAAGGAUAAAGUUAGACAAGAAGUUUACAAUGCUAAGGAAGCACAAAAGAUUGAAGGUAUGUUACAACUUUUGACUAAUUGA